Messenger RNA from Parascedosporium putredinis, 1860 nucleotides. The record is from the annotation of a GenBank genome assembly. Lineage: Eukaryota; Fungi; Ascomycota; Sordariomycetes; Microascales; Microascaceae.
AUGGAGAGGACCAACUCGCGCGUCCUCCUCAACGGCAUUCAUUUCGUCUUUCUCCUCUUCUUCUCCGGAAUGGAGUCCUCGCUCUCCUUCAUGACCUACGACCUCUUUGGCUUUGACUCUUCGAAGAACGGCCGGCUUCUAGGCUUCGUGGGCCUCAUUGCCUCCAUCCUACAGGGAGGUGUCACCCGCCGGUUGCCACCCCUCACCAGCGUCCGGACAGGGGUUAUUGCUUGUCUCGUGGCCUUUGGCCUUUUGGCCCGCCUUCAGACAGUCUCCAUGCUCUACCUGGCGGCCACAUGCUUGGCUAUGACGUCCGCGACGGUGGUGACGGGCCUGAACGCUUUGAGUAGCUUCGAGGCGAGCGAGAACGAGAGAGGAAGCAAGCUCGGCAUGAUGCGUAGCUGGGGCCAGCUCGGACGGGGCCUUGGACCUGUACUCUUCACCAGCGUGCCCCCCCGAAAGUUGAUUACCCCCGCCACCCCCAAAAUCGCCACGGGACUACUACAGACAUCUACCAUUAGCAGCCAAUACUGCAUCUUCCACGCGAAAUUGGGAGAGUGCGAGAAUCAUCUCAUCUGCGCCGGUCGCUGCCGAGCACCUCUUUCGCGCAAGUCCACCCAGAUUCCGCAGCGGCCACCCAUCAUGAGCUUGUUAACGGAAGACCAAUAUUUCUCGGCCAACCCCGCGCCCAAGCUGCUCGAGCGGCACGAAGCGCAAGCCAAGUCCUUUAUCGACGCGCACGCCGCCGGCGGCCGCCGCGUCACGGUCCGGUUCAUCGACAACUUUAGCGCCGGCACGCGAGGCGCCACCUCGGCCGAGUACUUUCUCGAGGCCGGCUACGCCGUCAUCUUCCUGCACAGGCAGUUCAGCCUGCUUCCCUACUCCCGCCACUACAGCCACACGACCGACUGCUUCCUGGACUAUCUCACCGAGGCGCCCGGCGGCAAAGUCGUGGCCAAGCAAAUCGAGCAGGAGCGCUUGCUCGACGUCCUGCGAAAGUACCAAACCGCCAAGGAGCGCAACCUCCUCCUCAUGAUCCCCUUCCUCACCAUCACCGACUACCUCUACGAGCUGCGGAGCAUAGCGCGCCUCAUGCGGCCCCUCGGCCCCUCCGGCCUGCUCUACCUCGCCGCCGCCGUGUCCGAUUUCUUCGUCCCCUCCGAUCGCAUGGCCGAGCACAAGAUCCAAUCCACCGAUGCCGCCGACAAGGUCAAGCUCGGGAGCGCCUCCGACACGUCCGCCCCCGCCACGACGCCGGCCACAGCCGACACGGACAGCUCCUCGGAGCCGAUCCUCCACCCUUCCUCCACAGUCGCCGCGGGCGUGCCCAAGACCAUCACCGAAGAGGAGGAGACGUUUGACAACUUCGACUCCUCCCCCAAGGUGCCCCGCUCCAAGCGCCUCGUCAUCGACCUCGACCCCGUGCCCAAGUUCCUCAAGAAUCUCGUCGACGGCUGGGCCCCUGAGGGCAUGAUUGUGUCCUUCAAGCUCGAGACCGACCCCUCCAUUCUCGUCCACAAGGCCGCCUACUCCCUCGACCGCUACCAGCACCACCUCGUCAUCGGCAACCUGCUCGCCACCCGCAAGUGGGAGGUCGUCUUCGUCGCCCGCAACAGGCCCGACCGCUGGAUCCGCAUCCCCGACGACCGCCGCGCCAAGUCCUCCAGCGGCGUGCAGAAACUCGUGGGCAGCGCCCAGAGGUCCGCCUGUGACGCCGACCCCGGCGACCAGCCCAUGGACCCCAGCUGUCUGCCCGAAGGCGAGCCCGAGGUCGAGAUUGAGGGCCUCAUCAUCCCCGCCGUGCAGGAUAUGCAUACGGAUCACAUAAGGCAGGCCGCGGAAAAGAAGCGGCAGGGAUAA